AUGAACCGGCAAUUCAGCUCCAGAUCAUUUUCAACUGGGGGAAGGAGGGGCUACUCUGUCUCCAGCAGUGGCUUCCGAGUGGGCAGCAGCUCAUCCUGUCUCGUACCAGUCGGAGGAGUGGGAACUUAUGGUGGUGGCUUUGGCAGCAGAAGUCUCUACAACCUUGGUGGAAGCAAGCGGAUUUCUUUUGGCCUAGCUUCCGGUGGUGGUGGAGGAGCUCACUUUGGAAGAAGCUUGGGUGGUGGUCUGGGAUUCAGCAGUUAUAGCACAGGAUAUGGAGGUUUGGGUGGCGGGGUUGCCCUUGGCAGCGGCAUUGGUCUGGGCAGUCACGUUGGAGGCUUUGGUGGUGGUGGUGGUGGAGGAGGAUAUGUACUUUCAGGCUCAGUGCCUUGCCCACCACCAGGGCGAAUCCACAAUGUUAUAGUGAAUAAGAACUUACUGACUCCUCUGCAUGUGGAGGUCGAUCCUGAGAUUCAGAGGGUUCGGGUACAAGAGAGGGAACAGAUUAAGACCCUCAACAACAAGUUUGCCUCUUUCAUCGACAAGGUGCGAUUCCUUGAGCAACAGAAUAAAGUUCUGGAGACCAAAUGGGAUCUUCUGUACCAACAAGGCUCUCCAGCCCUAAGAGACAAUCUUGAACCUAUUUAUGAGGCUUACAUUGAAACUCUCCGACGGCAGCUUGACAGCCUCUGCAAUGAUAAAAAUCAUUUGGACAUAGAACUGAAGAACACGCAAGAGCUUGUGGAGGAUUUCAAGAACAAAUAUGAGGAUGAAAUUAACAAACGGACAGCUUGUGAAAAUGAUUUUGUGGUGCUCAAAAAGGAUGUGGAUGGCUCAUAUAUGCAUAAGAUUGAUCUGGGAUCCAAGGCUGAUUCUUUGACUCAACAUAUCCAGUUCUUAAGAGCGCUCUUUGAUGCGGAGCUGGCUCAGCUGCACUCACAGGUUAAGGAGACCAAUGUCAUUCUGCAAAUGGACAACAACCGAGAUCUGGAUCUCAACAGCAUCAUUGCUGAAGUCAAAGCUCAGUAUGAAGACAUUGCUAAUCGAAGCAGAGCCGAGGCAGAGGCAUGGUACCAAAGUAAGUUCCAAGAGUUGCAAACUACAGCUUUCAAGCACGGCGAUGACUUGAAAUCAACCAAGGAUGAGAUUGCAGAUAUGAGCCGGGUGGUCCAAAGACUUCGCUCUGAAACUGAAAUUGUGAAGAAAGCAAUUAACAGCCUGCAGUCCGCCAUAGCAGAAUCUGAGCAACGUGGGGAGCUAGCCUUGAAAGAUGCUCGGGCAAAGCUGCUUGACCUGCAGACCGCCCUAACAACGGCAAAGGACGAGCUGGCUCGCCUGCUGCGGGAUUAUCAAGAACUGUUGAAUGUGAAACUGGCCUUGGAUGUUGAGAUUGCUACCUACAGGACACUGCUGGAGGGAGAGGAGAGUCGGUAA
Messenger RNA from Python bivittatus (Burmese python), 1434 nucleotides. Its product is annotated as keratin, type II cytoskeletal 75-like. NCBI's taxonomy places the organism in Eukaryota, Metazoa, Chordata, Lepidosauria, Squamata, Pythonidae. Gene Ontology annotation, molecular function: structural constituent of skin epidermis. Gene Ontology annotation, cellular component: keratin filament. Gene Ontology annotation, biological process: keratinization; intermediate filament organization. The record is from RefSeq and is a predicted model, not a curated record.